AUGCGAGGAUUAAUUUUGGCCUCUCUAGUCUGUCUGGCUGUGGCUUCCGCCUGGGCUGGAACCAUUGGGGUUUCCCAGGGCGAUCCCUUCGAGCACGAAGGUCGCAUUGUGGGUGGCGAGGACACUACGAUCGCUGCCCAUCCCUACCAGGUUUCGCUGCAGACCAAGAGUGGCUCCCAUUUCUGCGGAGGCAGCUUGCUCGACGAGGAGACCGUGGUCACGGCUGCCCAUUGCCUGGUGGGCAGGAAGGCCUCCAAGGUGUUUGUCCGCCUUGGCUCCACGCUCUACAAUGAGGGUGGCAUCCGGGUGGCUGUUCGCAAUCUGACCUACAACGAGAACUACAGCUCCCAAACCAUGGAGAACGACGUGGGCAUCCUAAAGCUGGCCGAAAAGGUUCAGGAAACCGAGGACAUUCGCUAUGUGGAACUGGCCAAGGAGACUCCGCAAACGGGAACCACUGCUGUGGUCACUGGGUGGGGUGCCAAGUGCUACUUCUGGUGCAUGUCCCUGCCCAAGGUGCUCCAGGAAGUGUAUGUGAGCAUUGUGGACUGGCGUACCUGCGGCUCGGAUGCCUAUAAGUACGGCGAUAUCAUCUACAAGAGCAUGGUGUGUGCCUAUGAGAAGAAGAAGGAUGCCUGCCAGGGUGACUCCGGUGGUCCCUUGGUGGUGGGAAAUAACACCCUGGUGGGCAUAGUGUCCUGGGGUUAUGCCUGUGCCUUGGACGGAUUGCCUGGGGUGUAUGCCGAUGUGCCAAGCUUGCGGGAAUGGAUCUUAGAGAAAGCCAAAACAUUGCAAUAAAUUCGAUAAUCAGUGGGCAUA
Messenger RNA from Drosophila serrata, 819 nucleotides. RefSeq names its product thetaTrypsin (gene thetaTry). Gene Ontology annotation, biological process: proteolysis. The record is from RefSeq and is a predicted model, not a curated record. Gene Ontology annotation, molecular function: serine-type endopeptidase activity. NCBI's taxonomy places the organism in Eukaryota, Metazoa, Arthropoda, Insecta, Diptera, Drosophilidae.